Daphnia magna is the source of this 3872-nucleotide messenger RNA. RefSeq names its product semaphorin-1A. Gene Ontology annotation, molecular function: chemorepellent activity; semaphorin receptor binding. Gene Ontology annotation, biological process: neural crest cell migration; positive regulation of cell migration; axon guidance. Lineage: Eukaryota; Metazoa; Arthropoda; Branchiopoda; Diplostraca; Daphniidae. The record is from RefSeq and is a predicted model, not a curated record. The transcript has 18 exons. Bases 662 to 3196 code for a protein of 844 amino acids.
GGUGGGCUUGGAUCAGUUGGGUUUUACCAUUUGUGCUAGUAGGUUCGUGCUGCUCGUCGCUCAGUUGAUUGGAAAAAUACGAAGGAAACCCCCCCCUCCCCCUCUGAACUUGUUUGACUGGCAACGUUCACACAGACAUUGCCUAUCUACUGUGUGCAGUUCUAGUUGUUCUCUUGUUGAUUUCGAAACUGUCUUAAUUGAGCACGAGUGAUUCGAGACCACGACACACAUACAUUCUCUGGAUUAAAAUCAUUUCUCAAACAGCGGACGCAGCUUUUACAGGGUCUUCUGCUUAGAGAGCCGCCAAGUAGGUCGACUGCCGACAGCAGCCAAUUUUGACGGCACCGCGCGCAAACUGGUUACGAGCCAAGGACAAUUUUUUUUUUUUUUUGGCUCGUUUUUGUUUGGUGUUUUUCCUGUUCCGAUCUCCACCUGUAUUGGCUUUCGGUUUCGCCAAUCCGCAACAAUGGUGCAGUGAUUCCACGCAACCUGUGACGCCCUUUUUGUCGCUGAUCCUUCCAUCCUGGACACGCGCUGGCGGCAAACAUAGAAACGACAGACAAUAAUCAUCAGGGCCAAUAAAAAAGCAAACGAAAGACGACAAAGAAAAGGAGAGUCCACCAGAAGAAGGAAGAAAUAUAGAAAUACAAAAUAUUGGACAAUGGCCUCAUCUCAUCAGACGACGGAAAGGAGACGUAGUAGCAGCCAUGCGAUGUCAUCCACAUCAUCAACGAGCUUUUGCCAGAGGCGGACAGUGUUCCGGCCGCGUCUCCAAUCGCUCCUGCCUCUCUGUUACCUGGUGGCGGCGGUGAGCUGUUGGACGUUGGUUCACGCCGGUUGGCAAGAUGACAUCCUGCCCAGGAGAUCCAUCACGCUGGCUCCGGAACAAGUACAACGCUUCCACGGAAACCACUCUCACCCGGAUCAUUUUAAAUUACUGGAAACGAACGGCGAUUCCAUCCUAGUCGGCGCAAGGAAUAUCAUCUACAAUUUGAGUCUGAAUGAAAUGACAGAAAAUCGAGCUCAGAGGGUUGAAUGGUAUCCGGCUUCGACUCACCGGGAAAUGUGUCUCGUCAAAGGCAAAUCAGAGGAUGAUUGUCAAAAUUACAUCCGAGUGCUUGCCCGGAUCAACGACGAGGAGAUGCUUGUCUGUGGAACGAACGCUUACAAUCCGCUUUGCCGCAGAUACGGCCGUAAUGCAAGCGGAGUGGAAGUUCUCAGAGAGUUCUCCGGAAAGGGACUAAGCCCUUAUGAUCCUAAUCACAACAGUACGGCUGUGUUUUCCGACGGUGAAUUGUACGCUGGAACCGUUUCCGAUUUUUCCGGUUUGGAUCCGCUAAUUUACAAGGAUCCCCUGCGAACAGAGCAAUACGAUUUUAAACAUUUGAACGCUCCCAAUUUCGUCAGCUCCGUAGCCGAUGGGGAUUACGUUUAUUUCUUUUUACGUGAAACAGCUGUCGAAUACAUCAAUUGUGGCAAGACGGUGUAUUCACGCGUAGGCCGCGUGUGCAAAAACGACAAGGGAGGCCCGCAUCGUUGGUCUAAUCGUUGGACAUCAUUUCUGAAAUCUCGUCUCAACUGCUCUCUGCCCGGCGAUUUCCCAUUCUACUUUGACGAAAUCCAAUCGACGAGCGACGUUGUAGAAGGAACUUAUGGGCACAGGACGGAGCGUUUGAUCUACGGCGUCUUCACCACGCCGGAGAACUCCAUUUACGGUUCGGCCAUCUGCGCCUUUCGCCUCCAAGACGUGAUGGAUUCGUUCGACGGUGCUUUCAAGGAACAAACUUCGAUGAAUGCUAAUUGGUUACCCGUGAGCGGCAAUGACGUUCCCGAGCCUCGACCUGGCCAGUGCGUUAACGACUCGCGUACCCUCCCCGAAGUGACGCUCAACUUCAUCAAGUCUCACUCGCUGAUGGAUGAAUCUGUACCCGCCUUUUACGGGGUACCCCUCGUCACUCACACUUCCCUCAAGUAUAAAUUUACCAAACUGGCCGUGGAUCCUCAAGUGCGGACAGCCGAUGGUAAAACUUACGAUAUACUCAUUAUCGGGACCGACAAAGGCAAAGUGAUUCGAGCGAUCAACACAGAGUCGUACGACUCGGUCAGCAAAGUGCGACCGGUCGUCAUCGAAGAAAUCAAAGUUUUUGAAACGGAAGCUGCCAUCACCAACUUGCGGUUUGUUCCGCAAACAGACAAAAUGGGACCUCGACUCAUUGUGGUUUCCAAUGACGAAAUACAAACGAUUCCACUCCACCGUUGCUACACAGACAGCGUCAUCACUUGCAGUGAAUGCGUGGCUCUGCAAGACCCCUACUGUGCAUGGAACGCCGCCACGUCCCGUUGCGUCACCGUAGCAUCAGUCGCACCUACCGCCCAAUCUGCACUUAUCCAAAGCAUUUUUACGGGAUAUUCUGAUCAGUGUCCGGAUAAUGCUAUCAUUAAAACGAAAAACAGGACUCCGUCAUCACCAUCGGCCGAAACAGUUGUUCCCGAGGAGCCGCUCUGUGCCCCGUGUCAAUGUCCCUGUGCGACGUCGGCGGCGGAGGCAGCGGCAGCGACGGAAAGUUUGAUAUCCAGCACGACUGCCACCCCCGACACCACUACCACUGGUAGCAGUACCGCUAGUACCACAACUUCUUCCACCACCAUUUCUUUUAGUAGCACGACUUGGCCAAGUCCCCGCCGUAUGCACCAGGGGUUAGACGUGGAAUUAGAAACGAACGUGAUAGUGGAGGAAGGCGAGCAUAAAAGACCCUAUAUUGAACCUGGUCACGACGUCUUUGACGAUAACGUCAUCAACGCUGCAGGUCCAAAAGUGGGUGCCUCACAGUCAUCAUUUGGCAUCUAUACGGCAGAAACGUUCACAAUCGCCGUUGUGGUGUCGUGUUUUGCUUCACUGGUUGUGGGCUUCCUCAGUGGUUUGAUGUUUUCCCGACGAUGCAAAAUGGGCGACUCUUUUGCAUCGUCUUCUGGUGGUUUUAACGGAGCACCAUACCUGGAACAAAGGAGAUUAAGCAGGCUUAACGAGACAAAUGGAUCGUGCAACGAGCCAAGCAAAAUGAACAACUUCGUUGACAGUCUUAACAGCGCCGUACUGAAAAUGGCCAAUGAGAAAAACAAUGCCAAUGCUAAUAAUACCACGAGCACGCUUGACUUGAAGCCGGCGGUUCAAAAAGUCAAAAAGACUUACGUCUGAUUUAUUUCAUCUCUACGGAUCACCACCUUCUCCUUGUGGUAACUGUUCGAUCACCCAUCGUGGGCAACUCGUGCAGAUCUUGAAUCGACGAGGAGGAAUAUGGCUUCAUAAUUUAAUCUGAAUGAAAUAUAUAUAUAUAUUUUUUAAGAUGUAAAAGAGUAUCAUACACAUUGUUGCCAAAGUUUGUAGACAUCCGGCAGCGGCGGAGAUAAUCAGCAUGUUGUACAGACGAUUGUUGAAAACAAAUUUUUUUCUCGAUUAAAUGAAUUUUGAUAUCGCAUGUAAAUACCAGAUUCACUCCAUUAUGAUCACCCCAUGUUCCCACGUUUUCUUUUGUUGGAUGGGUUUCCAUUUGCUCAUUGUCACUCUCAUCAAGUGCCUGCAUGUAAUUGUAUGUAAAAUCCAGCUAUGGUAAACGCGCAUUCUUGUCGUGCUCUAUUCAAUACUCUUCCGGUCAAGAGUGGCAGCGCUUCAUCCCACCCGUCGUCCGCAACCACCGCAUCAUCACCGUUUUCCCCAUAUUUAAACGACAAUUGCCCUGUCCCCAUCAGAGUAAGUUCAUCUUCCAUCGACAUCCAUCUGAAAUUUGUUUGUAAAACUUUAUACAGCCGUUAUUGCAUGCGUUGAUGCUAAAAACGUCAGCUACGUGACAGACAUAAAUACAAGUUUGAAUGUC